GCCGCCAUGGCCAGCGAGGAGCUGGCGUGCAAACUUCAGCGCCGGCUGCGGCGCGAGGAGGCCGAGGCGGGGGACCCCCAGCCCGCGCCCCUCGCCGCCCGGGUCCCGGAGCCCAAGCCGGAGCCUCCCGCCCCGGCGCUCCCGGCCAGCGCCGACGCCGAGCUGAGCGCGCAGCUGAGCCGCCGGCUGGACAUCAACGAGGGCGCGGUGCGGCCCCGCCGCUGCAAGGUCUUCAACCCCUACACCGAGUUCCCCGAGUUCAGCCGCCGCCUCAUCAAGGACCUGGAGAGCAAGUUCAAGUUGUACGACGCCGGGCGGGACGGCUUCAUCGACCUCAUGGAGCUGAAGCUGAUGAUGGAGAAGCUGGGGGCCCCCCAGACCCACCUGGGCCUGAAGAGCAUGAUCAAGGAGGUGGACGAGGACUUCGACGGCAAGCUCAGCUUCCGGGAGUUCCUGCUCAUCUUCCACAAGGCCGCGGCGGGGGAGCUGCAGGAAGACAGCGGGCUGAUGGCGCUGGCCAAGCUCUCCGAGAUCGACGUCGCCCUGGAGGGCGUCAAAGGUGCCAAGGACUUCUUUGAGGCCAAGGCCCAGGCCUUGUCAUCUGCCAGUAAGUUUGAAGCUGAGCUGAAAGCUGAGCAGGAUGAGCGGAAGCGCGAGGAGGAGGAGAGGAGGCUCCGCCAGGUGGCCUUCCGGGAGCUGAAGGCCACGUUCAGCACCUAGUCCAGCCGACCUUGACCCCCGUCCACAGCUGUGCCUCACACAUUCCCCUGGGAGACAUGGCCGGGCGUGUCCACCCCGAACCAGCCACCACCCCCACCGCCCCAUGCCAGCUCCUAGUCCUGGGGGUGGCAAGGGGCUGCCUUCCUCCUUCCCAGCGCCCUGGGAUGGCCAAGUGUCCCGUUCCCCUCCCUGCCCUCACUCCUCACCCUUCCUGGGGGCCAGACGCGGCAGCCUCCUUGCUUCCCAUCGUUGACUGUUCCCUGGGCGGCCGGCACUGUCACGUGCAUCCACUCAGCUGCUGCUGUCUCCCGUGGUCCUCCAGCAAAUGCCGCCCGUCUCCCUGGUGAUGCCUCUCUCUCUUUCCUCCCUUGUGUGUCCCGCCCCACUGCCCUGUCCUCAUCCCUGCGGUGAUGGGGAGGGGUGGAGAGGAGAGGCCAGGAUGGAGCCCUACCCAGCCCCUCUCCAGCAGGGGCGCAGCACGCAGCCAGGGUGACCUCGAACAAAGACAGGCAGUUCUGGUCCUCCCAAGUGCCUCUGCCCUGGCCCCUUGGCCUCCUGCCAGCCCCAUCCCCGUCCCCGUCUUCUCGUUUCAGCUUUUUCCUACUCUCACACCGCGCUACUUAACUGUAAGAAUGAAAGAAUCACUAGAAGUAAUAAUAAUACGUAGAAGAAUGUCCAUGCCGACUCUAUGCAGAUUCUACGCCAGUCCCCUGGCAUCCCGCGGAACAGGUCCAGGCUUUUUAAGCCCCGGAGCGCCGUCCUCGCCGCCGAGCCGUUUCCAGCAUGCGCUCCCAGGUGUCCGGGUGAAGGGGGCCUUCCCCCGGGACAGACUUUUAUAUCUUGCGAUUUCUUGGGCUCGCUCUCAGAUGCCAGGGGCUUGCUAUAUUUUUACAAAAUAUAUUUCCUAAUGUCAUAUUUAUUACUUCUCUUUUGUAACUGCUGUCUUCACAAUAAAGCAAACGCCUGCCUUUCUCCCUUACAGCUAGCUGUUUCUUUUUAAAUAAACUAUGCAAACGAAC
Messenger RNA from Lepus europaeus (European hare), 1739 nucleotides. It is a transcript of the gene EFHD1, whose product is annotated as EF-hand domain family member D1. NCBI's taxonomy places the organism in Eukaryota, Metazoa, Chordata, Mammalia, Lagomorpha, Leporidae. Gene Ontology annotation, cellular component: mitochondrial inner membrane. The coding region runs from base 7 to 720 and encodes 237 amino acids. Gene Ontology annotation, molecular function: calcium ion sensor activity. The record is from RefSeq and is a predicted model, not a curated record. The transcript has 4 exons.